GUCGGCUUGAGAAAUGUUCGUGGGGAAGCACGAACAUGUGAUCUUGUGCAACAACACCAAAGUCUCACCAAUACAACUUUGAUCUUUAGGCCAAUAUUAGGAAAAGAUCGUGUUUACCACACCUUCUAAUCUUUCCGACACAAUCUCUCAUCUAAACACUUCCUUAAGUACUUGCCCAUCUUUUCUCUUUUCUUAGUAUCGAUCCCUACUCAAACCAUAAACCCACCCAACCAUGACUCUUUUCACCGUUUCGUGCCUCCUCGUGGUACUAUUCUUAUGUCAUUCCUUGGUCCAUGCCGAAAAUAAUGGUUAUUACGGGUAUACCCCCACGGUUGCCAACUACCUCCCCGAGAAACCGCAGAACAUCAUGAAUCCGGUGGACUCCUGUUGGCGGCUCAAGUCUGACUGGGCUGCCAAUCGUAAAGACCUAGCGGAUUGCGUGGUUGGAUUCGGUUCAUCUACCUUGGGCGGAAAGAAAGGUAAUUUAUACGUUGUCACAAACCCUUACGACAAUGCACAGAAUCCUCAACCAGGUUCUUUGCGGUACGGCGUGAUCCAAGCCAAACCAUUGUGGAUCACUUUCGCUAAGGAUAUGGUCAUAACCCUAGAAAAUGAGCUCAUGGUCAAUAGCUAUAAAACCAUUGAUGGGAGAGGGGCAAAAGUAGAAAUCGCAUACGGACCAUGCAUCACGAUACAAGACGUGACGAACGUAAUCGUGCACGGGAUCAGCAUCCACGACUGCAAACCGGGGAAGUACGGUAUGGUGAGGAGUAGCCCGACGCAUGUUGGUCACCGUAAGGGAUCGGACGGUGAUGCGAUCGCUAUUUUCGGUUCAUCGAAUAUUUGGAUCGAUCAUUGUUACCUAGCGAGUUGUACGGACGGGCUCAUCGAUGUGAUCCAUGCUUCCACGGGAAUCACUAUUUCCAACAACUAUUUCACUCAGCAUGACAAAGUGAUGUUACUUGGGCACAACGAUGAUUUUGUGCAAGAUGUGAAAAUGAAAGUGACCGUGGCAUUCAAUCAUUUUGGACCAGGACUUGUGGAGAGAAUGCCAAGAGUAAGACGAGGGUACGCUCAUGUGGCAAACAAUAGAUACGAUAAAUGGAUAAUGUAUGCAAUUGGUGGUAGCGCCGAUCCAACCAUUUUUAGUGAAGGCAACUAUUUCAUUGCUUCUGAUAAAUCUAACAGCAAAGAGGUGACGAAGAGAGAAGUAAAAGGAGGAUGGAACAAUUGGAGAUGGAGAACCUCAAAAGAUGUUUUCAAGAACGGAGCUUACUUCGUACCUUCUGGUUAUGGCAGCAUUUCGCUACCUUACAGUUCUGCUCAGCGAUUCACAGUAGCUCCGGGAAACUUGGUUCCUUCUUUAACUGCAGACGCUGGCCCUCUAAACUGCAACCGCAACGGCCCUUGUUAUUAGUAUUCAUACUCUUUUCACGAGAUGCAUCUAAUUUCUGGUAUAGCACGUUAAUUUUCUUUUUUUACUUAGUUGAACUAUAUAUGUUUUGGUCUGGACUUGCUACAUGUAGCACUGGUUAUGAAAGAUGAGAAACGUCAAGAGUUUGUAAGAAAAGAAUGAAAAUUUUAUUUAUUUUGUGU
Molecule: messenger RNA, 1596 nt
Organism: Arabidopsis thaliana (thale cress)
Lineage: Eukaryota; Viridiplantae; Streptophyta; Magnoliopsida; Brassicales; Brassicaceae
Gene: RHS14
Product: root hair specific 14
Exons: 4
Coding region: 233-1417 (394 amino acids)
Biological process (GO): pectin catabolic process
Molecular function (GO): pectate lyase activity
Source: RefSeq, marked reviewed